Messenger RNA from Puma concolor (puma), 1239 nucleotides. RefSeq names its product basic helix-loop-helix family member e40 (gene BHLHE40). Gene Ontology annotation, biological process: regulation of DNA-templated transcription. NCBI's taxonomy places the organism in Eukaryota, Metazoa, Chordata, Mammalia, Carnivora, Felidae. The record is from RefSeq and is a predicted model, not a curated record. Gene Ontology annotation, molecular function: DNA binding; protein dimerization activity.
AUGGAGCGGAUCCCCAGCGCGCAACCGCCCCCUGCCUGCCUGCCCAAAGCUCCAGGACUGGAGCCCGGAGACCUACCUGGGAUGGAUUUUGCACACAUGUACCAAGUGUUCAAGUCGAAGAGGGGAAUAAAGCGGAGCGAGGACAGCAAGGAGACCUACAAACUGCCGCACCGGCUCAUCGAGAAAAAGAGACGUGACCGGAUUAACGAGUGCAUCGCCCAGCUGAAGGAUCUCCUACCCGAACAUCUCAAACUUACAACUUUGGGUCACUUGGAAAAAGCAGUGGUUCUUGAACUUACGUUGAAGCAUGUGAAAGCACUAACAAACCUAAUUGAUCAGCAGCAGCAGAAAAUCAUUGCCCUGCAGAGCGGUUUACAAGCUGGUGAGCUGUCGGGGAGAAAUGUGGAAGCAGGUCAAGAGAUGUUCUGCUCAGGUUUCCAGACGUGUGCCCGGGAGGUGCUUCAGUACCUGGCCAAGCAUGAGAACACUCGGGACCUGAAGUCUUCACAGCUUGUCACCCACCUUCACCGUGUGGUCUCAGAGCUGCUACAGGGUGGUACCUCCAGGAAGCCGUCGGACCCAGCUCCCAAAGCCAUGGACUUCAAGGAGAAACCCAGCUCCCUAGCCAAAGGCUCCGAAGGCCCUGGGAAAAACUGUGUGCCAGUCAUCCAGCGGACUUUUGCUCACUCGAGUGGGGAGCAGAGUGGCAGUGACACGGACACAGACAGUGGCUACGGAGGAGAGUCCGAGAAGAGUGACUUACGCGGUGAGCAGCCGUACUUCAAAAGUGAUCAUGGACGUAGGUUCACCAUGGGAGAAAGGAUCGGUGUUAUUAAGCAAGAAUCUGAAGAACCACCAACGAAAAAGAGCAGAAUGCAGCUGUCAGAUGAUGAAGGCCAUUUCACUGGCAGUGACCUGAUCAGCUCCCCGUUCCUGGGCCCGCACCCACACCAACCUCCCUUCUGUCUGCCCUUCUAUCUGAUCCCGCCGUCCGCAACCGCCUACUUACCCAUGCUGGAGAAGUGCUGGUAUCCCACCUCCGUCCCAGUGUUGUACCCAGGCCUCAACGCCUCUGCUGCAGCCCUCACCAGCUUCAUGAACCCAGACAAGAUCUCAGCCCCCUUGCUCAUGCCCCAGAGACUCCCUUCUCCCUUGCCAGCCCAUCCAGCCAUCGACUCUUCUGCCCUGCUCCAGGCUUUGAAGCAGAUCCCCCCUUUAAACUUAGAAACCAAAGACUAA